Molecule: messenger RNA, 651 nt
Organism: Pteropus alecto (black flying fox)
Lineage: Eukaryota; Metazoa; Chordata; Mammalia; Chiroptera; Pteropodidae
Gene: FGF19
Product: fibroblast growth factor 19
Exons: 3
Coding region: 1-651 (216 amino acids)
Biological process (GO): positive regulation of gene expression; positive regulation of protein phosphorylation; positive regulation of cell population proliferation
Cellular component (GO): extracellular region; cytoplasm
Molecular function (GO): growth factor activity; fibroblast growth factor receptor binding
Source: RefSeq, a predicted model, not a curated record
AUGCGGAGCCCGUGCGCUGUAGCCCGCGCCUUGGUCCUGGCCGGCCUCUGGCUGGCCUCAGCUGCGGGCCCCCUCGCCCUCUCGGACGCGGGGCCGCACGUGCACUACGGCUGGGGCGAGGCCAUCCGCCUGCGGCACCUGUACACCGCCGGCCCCCACGGCCCCUCCAGCUGCUUCCUGCGCAUCCGCGCGGAUGGGGCGGUGGACUGCGCGCGGGGCCAGAGCGCGCACAGUUUGGUGGAAAUCCGGGCUGUCGCCCUGCGGAACGUGGCUAUCAAGGGCGUGCACAGCGUCCGAUACCUCUGCAUGGGAGCCGACGGCAGGAUGCUAGGGCUGCUUCAGUACUCCGCUGACGACUGCGCCUUCGAGGAGGAGAUCCGCCCGGACGGCUACAACGUGUACCACUCCAAGAAGCACCACCUCCCCGUCUCUCUGAGCAGUGCCAAGCAGAGGCAACUGUACAAGGACAGGGGAUUCCUGCCCCUGUCCCAUUUCCUCCCCAUGCUGCCCAGGAGCCCGACGGAGCCCGAGAACUUCGAAGACCACUUGGAGGCCGACACGUUUUCCUCGCCCCUGGAGACAGACGACAUGGACCCUUUUGGGAUCGCCAGUAAAUUGGGGCUGGAGGAAAGUCCCAGCUUCCAGAAGUAA